This is a messenger RNA of Podospora anserina S mat+, 2484 nucleotides long. RefSeq lists its product as uncharacterized. Lineage: Eukaryota; Fungi; Ascomycota; Sordariomycetes; Sordariales; Podosporaceae. The annotation marks the transcript as partial. The record is from RefSeq and is a predicted model, not a curated record. The transcript is spliced from 3 exons.
GCCCCUACUACAUGGUCAGCUGAAACGCUGGGCCAGAUCAAGGACUGGUUGGAAACAUGCCUUUCAUCACAUGCCCAGUGCGCAAACCGGUCCUCAGGCCGUCUCCCACGGCGUCUGAUAGACGUUUGGUCUACCACCGAGCCGCUGCCGAAACACUUUGAUCAACUGAGUCUUGAAAACUCUCAGAACAUCCGCGUAGUAGUGUCCGAAUCUCUGCCCCAAGACACAAAGUACCUCACCCUCAGCCACAGAUGGGGCAAUCCACCCAAGCUGCUCCUCACCACCCAGACUCAGUUCCUGCUAAAAGAAGACAUAGUCCCCCAUCUUCUAGCGUGCGACGAAGCAGCGGUAUUCCGCCAUGCCAUCCAAGUCACGCGUGGGCUUGGAUUCCGAUACAUAUGGAUUGACGCCCUCUGCAUCGAGCAAGACAACGGACCAGAGAAAGCAGUUGAUAUCAUGCACAUGGACGAGGUCUACACCAAUUCAUCUUUGAAUCUCUCGGCUUCCGUAGCCAGUGUGCCUGACGGGCUAGUCUUUGAUCGAGACUUGUCGUCGAUCAAUCCUUGUCGGGCGACGGUCGUCGUCGAAGCUGGUCAAGAAAGCGUUGCCCUGCAGGCAACUCCCGAAGGGUUUCAUUCCUUGCGGGCUGUUGGACCCCUUUACGAACGAGGCUGGGUGUAUCAAGAGAGGUUGCUCGCACCGCGCAUUGUACAUUUCUUGUCGGACCAAGUGUACUGGGAGUGUCAUGCUUUGGACGCAUCUGAGGUUCUCCCCGAGGGAUAUCAAGAUGGAUUGAAGCGCCAGACACGGGGUAUGGCGGCGAUUACGAAGGGGCUAUCUGCUGACGAACUGGAACUGCGAUGGUUCCGUCUUGUGGAAGACUACACUGCCACGGCUCUGACAUAUCCGGAUGAUCGCCUGCUAGCUGUGUCAGCUUUGGCUAAGCAGUUUUCUUCUGUUGCGAAACGGAACCCGAAUGACUAUCUGGCUGGGAUGUGGAAGGACAGCCUACUGCCUUCGCUGGUGUGGUUGUUAGCUGAAUACGAAGAAGGAAGCGAGCCACAACGGUCAACUGAUGCUCCGAGGGAAACAGAAGUAGCACCGUCCUGGUCCUGGGCGUCCAUCAUGGAUACAGUAUCAUGGCCUCAGAGCUCUGAAUACACCCGGAUAGUGCCUAGUGUCGAGUGGGUGGACGUCGAGGUUGACCGAACAUCUCAAAAUUUGUUUGACGGCACUAAUCUAUGUCGACUUCGUCUUCGCGGCCAUAUGCGCAAGAUAUGCCGAUACAUCGAGAACGGACAGCCUUGGAUUAGCAUUUCAGGAACAGUCCGGUUCCCGGAAGUAUUGGAGAUUAAUGAGGAAUUCUUUGACCACCCGUUGGCCUUGAGCUGGGACACGUGUCGAGAGUCGGUUGCGCUUGCACUGAAAGACGACAGUGACGGGCUGCCUGGUCGGACAUAUUUUCUGCUUCACAUAGGCGCGGAGCAGGCGGCGUACUGUGGGGAUUGGGAGCCCGCGGCAGAGGAGGGCAUAAUUCUUGAAAGGACUCCAGAGCAUGGAACAUAUAGGCGGGUAGGGCAUUUUCUUGUGCCCUAUCUGUCGAUCCAGGAUUAUGAGAGCUUCGAGCUGGCGGGCGCGUUUCAUCGAGGCUUUGAAGGACUGCUGGAUGAGAAUUCGGGUGAUUAUCACGAGCUGGACCCUGAUGGGAGGUCACCUUCACAUCAUACAUCUCAACGGGUACUCCACCCCUCACCAUAUGAGAUGGCACGCCCUUCGUCAGACCGGCCUCCAUCUCGCUCAAGAAGCCGCUCGCCUUCCCUCGUCAAAUCCUCUUCUCACCCUACUCCCCGCCGCGCAAUCCGCCCGCUGCUUCUUCUGGUAGCCCUCAUCAACCUCUCAUGGUCGCUAUACCAACUCCCCACCACCCGCGUGAUCGAAUCCCGGCUCUGUUUUGACCACUACUCCCUCAGUGAUCCCUCAGCCGUUCCCCCGGACGGCACCAUCCCAGAAGAGCUGUGCAAGCUCGAUACCAUCCAGCAGCGCUUGGGGAAGUUGCAAGGAGUGAUGGAGACCAUCUGGGUGGGGGGUGACUUUCUCAUGACGAUUCCUUUGGUGACGCUGGCGGAUCGAUAUGGGUAUGGAUUCGUUUUGAGGUUGAACCUGGUCCCCCGCGCUUUUUUGCUGGGGUGGAUGCUGUUUGUUGGGUACUUUAGGUGGCUGCCGGUGGAAUGGGUUGUGCUUGCGCCAGCGGGGAGUUGGCUGGGGGGUGAUUGCGUGUUGAACUCGGUGGUGUAUUUUCUGGUAAGUGAUAGGGCGACCUUCUUCGCCUACCUCAACGCUACGACUUCCAUUUUCUCGAGUCAGCUUGGGCCUGCUCUGGCAUCAAUGACCAUGUCAUUCAGGCUGUGGCUACCCUUCGUACUAGGACUUGGUCUAUUGUUGAUAUCGGCACCCCUGAUCUCUUUGCUUCCCAUAGCGCCUCCC